Molecule: messenger RNA, 907 nt
Organism: Umbelopsis ramanniana AG
Lineage: Eukaryota; Fungi; Mucoromycota; Umbelopsidomycetes; Umbelopsidales; Umbelopsidaceae
Exons: 4
Coding region: 40-747 (235 amino acids)
Molecular function (GO): oxidoreductase activity
Source: RefSeq, a predicted model, not a curated record
GCUCGCCAUUAUCAUUUUACUUUCUUAGAAACACCAAAUAUGGCCGCAAAGACUUACUUCAUUACUGGCGCUAGCCGAGGACUCGGACUUGAGUUUGUAUCUCAACUCAAGCGUGCAGGACAUGUCGUGAUCGCUACCGCCCGCAAGCCCGAGAACUCUGAAGAGUUGCAAAAGCUGGUUGACAACAAGCAGGUUUAUAGCAUCGCCUUGGACACCGUUGAUGUCAAGUCUGUCGAGGCUGCUGUCGAGAAGGUCAACGAAAUUGCUCCCAACGGCAUCGAUGUCCUCAUCAACAAUGCAGGCGUUAGCACUGAUCGCUCACACUCUUCUUUGACCACACCUCCUGAAGCAAUGCUCGACGUGUUCAAAACCAAUGUCGUCGGUACUGUAAUUGUGACUCAGCGCUUCGUGCCUUUGUUGAAGAAGAAGACCGACCGAAAGAUCUUCACCAUUAGCUCCAUUCUCGGAUCCGUUGGUCUCACCAACUAUGCUGGCACCAUUGCUCCUUAUAAUGUCUCCAAGGCCGCUGUCAACAUGUAUAUCAAGGAGCUCUCUGAAGACCUCAAGGCCGACAACUUUACCAUCUUGGCUAUUCAUCCUGGAUGGGUUGCGACCGAUAUGGGUGGCGCUUCUGCACCAUUGAAGGCUCCCGAGUCGAUCUCUGGAAUGCUCAAGGUCUUUGACCAAGCUACAGCAGAAGAUACUGGUAGCUUCAAGGAUUAUUCCGGAAAGACCUUGCCAUGGUAAAUACGGAGGUGGAAUAGAUUUACAUAUUGUAUUUUUUAUGAAUAGCGCUAUGUUGGCAGCCGUUGUUUUGCAAGCAUCAUCAAAAUGUAAGAUAAGCUUACCGCUGUGAUAUAACUGAUUUCAAAUAAACCAGCAGACACUACUUUUUUUACCUCAACAC